GCGGCGGCGGCCGAGUGAGGCCUGAGGGGGCCCGGCGGGGGAGGGGCUGAGCGCGCCCGGGAGGAAUUUCGGGAUUUCGGGGGGAAUCUGGAGUUUGGAGAGCCGCCCUCCCCUCCCGGGGAAAAGGAAUUCUGUGCACUUUUCCCGGAGGAGCCGGAAUGCGGAGCUGAGGCAGGAAAGUUUUCCCUUCCUGGAAGAUCCAGCUGGGCCAGUCCAACCCGCCUUUCCCGGCCGGAGCGCUCCGGCCUUCCCGGCCUCUCCUUGCCGGGAAUGUCAUCCCUUCCCAGGGAAUCCCGGCGUUCCAGCCCAGGGCAGUGACCCUGUUGUGAGGAAAACACCCCCUGGGAGCAACCUGGCCCUGCUCCCUGCAGGAUCCGAGCUCCAGGGAUCACCGGGAUCACCGGGAUCACCGGGAUCACCGGGAUCAGGAGAACGCGCUUUCGCCCAUCCCGCUGCAAUUCCGGGAGCUUUGAGCCGUCCCUGUGAGGAGCUGCUUCCCCAGGACCCCAAACUCCUGCAGCUGGAAGUUUUUCAUGGAAGAUGUGGAUUUGGAGGGUUUGGAGUCUCUUCCUGUUGUGGCUGACACCAGGGAAAUAAUUCCCCAAAAGGAAAAAAAAACACCAAACAGCUCAGGGAUUUUCCAGCAGAGACUUUGGCUCUUCCGUUUCCUUCCCAAAAGGAUCAAACCCAGCAUGAGUUCAGGAUUCAGGGAACUUUAGGGGGAAAAAAAAGCCAGGAAUAAGCGGUGGGAAUACGAGGUAAGUUUUUCAGCUGGUGGAGUUUUCUCACAGUGUCCCCUGAGGGAUCCCAAGGAGGCUCCAGAGCAGGGAUUCCAUGGGAAUCCCUUGGUGUUCCCUUGGGAUCUACCCUGACUUUCCCUGGGGGUUCUCCUCAUCUUCCUGGGACUCUCUGGUUCCGUAGGAAUCUCGGGGGAAAAUGGAGCAAUUUGGGGCAAAGAGAGGAGAGAUGGGAUGGAUGGACCAGCUCCACACAGGGGGUGAAGAAAUGGGAAUAUUGGAAUUUGGGAAGCGGGAUGAAGCCAAAUGCAAUGUCUGGAAUGCCAUGAUGCCACCCUGGCUGUUUGUUUUCCUGAAGUUCACCUACCUCCAGUCUGAAAAUCCUGAAAUCCCAUUUCAGUCCCUUCCUGGAUGCUCUCCUGCCCUAUCAGCAGUCAGAAAAUCAGUAACAUCUGAUUUUCUGGGAUUUGGGGUUUAUGGGAAGGUGUGAAGCGCCUCCAUCCACCUUUUUAUCCCCUUUUCCAUCCCAAAGUACGAUUCUCACCAGGAUACAGCCUAAAUGCCACUGAUUUGGGAGGGAAUUUUAGGGAAAAUACAAGAAUAUUCCAGCUGGUGUGGCCUCAGUUCCUUGUUAAUUGGUAACUAAUUAAACCGAGCUGGGAUCCCAGGAAUGCAGCCUGGGAAGGGCUGAGGAAUAAGUUCACCCCUCUGGAAUUCUUCAGGACCCCUCUGCCCCUGCCAAGUGCCACCAGUUUUUCCCCAACCAUCUGAAAAACAAAAAAAGAGUUUUUUUUGGGAUGAAAUCCUGUGGCUUUGGUGUCCAGAAGCCCUGGAUUCUGCACUUCCCCGACUUUCUGACCGACCUGGGCCAUCCUUGGAUAUUUCCCGUGCAGUUCCCAGCAGGAAAAGCCCAAAUGCAGCAGGUUUUAAUCCUCCCACUCCAAAUUCAGCUACGAUUUCCCCAAACCAGGAGAAUUUUCCAUGUGAAAAUGGGAUUUAGGCAAUCCAGGGAGGAUCCCAGCAGUGUCUUGGAAAGGUGGAAGGAAGGAUCAGCCUAGGAUGAGAAAGGAAAAUGGGGAAUAUGCAGAAUUCUGACGGUUUUUGGCUGGGGUCGAAGUGGAGGAGGAGAAAAACUUCAUAAUGGAUCAUUGAUUUAAGGAGAAAUCCUUCAAUACUGGGAAAAACCAGUGAGAAAACCUUAGAAGCAGUGGGGUUCUGGAGCCUGGAAAAUGGGAUUGAGCCAGGGAGCUGGAAAGAGAUGGAAGGAAGCAGCAGGAAAUUGGCACUGGGAAAAAUGGAAGUGGGAAAAAUGGACCUGCCCGGGAUCCUUGGGAUUUUGGGGCCAUUCCCAGUGGGAUUCAUGGCCCCACUGAGAUCACAUUCCCAAAACCCUCCCAGCUCAGCUCGUUCUGGGCCUGGAAACUGCAGGAAAAACAGGGAAUGAAAUCAGUCAAAUCCUCAGAUUGUGCCCCAGAGCACUGAUCCUGGCACUGGGAAAAGUGGAUUUUUGGGGCUUUUGAGGUGUUUUAAAUCUGUUUGUUGGUGCAGGUGAGGUAACUGAUGCAUUAAUCCCAUUUCCAAGCGGGAAUUUCAGGUGCUCCUGGUGUUUCCAAGCUUGGAUUUGGGAAAAAAUGGGAAGUAAUGGGAUCAAAGUGGGGGAUGUUGGACAGAAGUGGCCAAUGGAUGGAUAAAAACCCUUCCAACAGCGGGACUUUUGGGGUCCAUCCCAACACAUUUCAUCCCAACAUUCCCAAUUUAUCUCAUCCUAACGCUGGGAUUUGGGCACCGAUCCCAUUCCCAGGGACAUCCCCGGAUUUAAGGGGCUGACCCGGUUCCUGGUGCCGGUUCCUCUUUCCCUCAGCCGGGGUUUUGGCUCUGCUCCCGUUGCCAGGAGCGUGUCCUGGGCCAUGUUCUCCAAGAAGAAGAAGCGGGUGGAGAUCUCGGCGCCGUCCAACUUCGAGCACCGGGUGCACACGGGCUACGACCCCUCGGAGCAGCGCUUCACCGGGCUGCCCCGCCAGUGGCAGGGGCUGCUCGAGGAGUCCGCGCGCCGCCCCAAACCUCUGGUGGACCCCGCCUGCAUCACCGCCAUCCGCGGGGCACACAAGCCCAUCGUGCGCGGCUCCAAAGGGACCCAGGAUGGGAGCCCCGGGGGCCGGGACGGAGCCCUGGCGUGGCUCCUGGACGAGCUGGAGGCCGUGUCCGUGUCCCGCUCCAACUCCCUGCGCCGGGACAGCCCCCCCUGCCCCUCCCGGCACCCCCCGGAGAACGGCCUGGCCCCGGGGCCGCCCCGCUCCCGGCCGGAGCCCGGCAGGAGCCGCCGCCGCGGGGAGCCGGAGCCCAGCCCGCCCCGGGCCCGGGAGGACCCCAAAGCUGCGGCCGGGCGGGAGCCCCCCCACCCUCACCCUCACCCCCACCCCUCCGGGGGCCGCCCCAAAUCCAGCUCGGCCGGAGAGGGGCCCCCACGGCCCCCGGCCCGCGAGCAGCGCCCGCUCUCGGGGCCCGACCUGCGGCCCCCCGACAUUGCCGGCGUUCCUGGGGCUCCCACGGCGGGGCUGAAGACGGCGCCCGGACGCCCCUUCCACACCUAUCCCCGCGCCGACACCGACCCCGGCCGGGGCGGCAGCGCGCAGGCCGAGCAGCGCCCGGGACGGCCGCAGGAGGUGACCCCCAACGGGCCGGUCCCCGCCGGCCCUCCCGGCGCCUCCCACGGCGCCCCCGGCCCCCCGCGCCCCAAAGCCCCGGAGCCGCCUCCCCCCGCCCCGGAGCCCCCGGCCCCGCGUCCCCCCGCGCCCGCCGCGGCCGGGGGUCCCCAGCGCGUGUCCCACGAGCAGUUCCGGGCGGCGCUGCAGAUGGUGGUGGACCCCGGAGACCCCCGCACGUACCUGGACAACUUCAUCAAGAUCGGCGAGGGCUCCACGGGCGUCGUCUGCAUCGCCACCGUGCGCGGCUCCGGCAAGCUGGUGGCCGUCAAGAAGAUGGACCUGCGCAAGCAGCAGCGGCGAGAGCUGCUCUUCAACGAGGUGGUGAUCAUGAGGGACCACCAGCACGAGAACGUGGUGGAGAUGUACAACAGUUACCUGGUGGGCGACGAGCUCUGGGUGGUCAUGGAGUUCCUGGAGGGCGGCGCCCUGACUGACAUCGUCACCCACACCAGGAUGUCGGAGGAGCAGAUCGCGGCCGUGUGCCGCUCCGUGCUGCGGGCGCUCGCCGUGCUCCAUGCCCAGGGCGUUAUCCACCGCGACAUCAAGAGCGACUCCAUCCUCCUCACGCACGAUGGCCGGGUGAAACUCUCAGAUUUCGGCUUCUGCGCCCAAGUGAACAAGGAGGUGCCGCGGCGCAAGUCCCUGGUGGGGACUCCCUACUGGAUGGCCCCCGAGCUCAUCUCCCGCCUGCCCUACGGCCCAGAGGUGGACAUCUGGUCCCUGGGGGUGAUGGUCAUCGAGAUGGUGGAUGGGGAACCCCCCUAUUUCAACGAGCCCCCCCUCAAAGCCAUGAAGCUGAUCCGGGACAACCUUCCCCCCCGGCUCAAGAACGGCCACAAGGUGUCCCCGUCCCUGAAGGGCUUCCUGGAGCGGAUGCUGGUGCGGGACCCGGCGCAGCGGGCCAGCGCCCCGGAGCUGCUCCGUCACCCCUUCCUGGGUGUGGCGGGGCCCCCCGCCUGCAUCGUGCCCCUCAUGCGGCAGCACCGGCUGCGGUGAGACCCCUCCCCACCCUGGGGGGGUCCCCUGGCCCCCUCCCGCUCCUCCUGCUCCUCCUCCUCGGCAGCACCCCCAAACAGGAGCGGGAUUGGGGUGUUCCUGGGGGGCAGCGGCCCCCCCAACCUGUACUACUGAGCUGGGGACCACACAGCGAGAUUCUGGGGGGGAGGGGAGGGCAGCUGUCACCCCAGAGAUUUGGGGGUGCAGGGGCUCAUCCUGGUCCCUCCCGCCUUUGGGACCCAUUUUGGGGCAUUUUCCCCCCUUUUUUUUUUUUUAGUCCCCUCUUUUCUGCCCCCUUUGGGCACUGGGGUAUGGCCCCCCUACAUCUCUGUGAGAGGGGGGGUCCCCGAAACUGCAGUCCCCCCUCUCCCCCCACCACACCACACUACUGAUUCGGGGUGUGCCCCCCCCGGGCCCUCCUCGCCUGUUUUUUGUUGAUUUUGGGGUUUUUUUUUGUUGUUGUUGGUUCCUCCUCCCCGGAACUCCCCCCCGCUCCCACGGUUUUGUUUUUUAACAAAGUGAUAUUUAUAUGGUCAGGUUUUGUACCGCGCGGGACGGGGGGGCCCCGGGGGGACACGGGGCCCCCCCAAAUUACACGUGUCCUUUUGG
This is a messenger RNA of Poecile atricapillus (Black-capped chickadee), 5047 nucleotides long. It is a transcript of the gene PAK4, whose product is annotated as p21 (RAC1) activated kinase 4. Gene Ontology annotation, biological process: intracellular signal transduction; protein phosphorylation; regulation of MAPK cascade. The coding region runs from base 2645 to 4438 and encodes 597 amino acids. The transcript has 10 exons. Lineage: Eukaryota; Metazoa; Chordata; Aves; Passeriformes; Paridae. The record is from RefSeq and is a predicted model, not a curated record. Gene Ontology annotation, cellular component: cytoplasm. Gene Ontology annotation, molecular function: ATP binding; protein serine/threonine kinase activity.